AUGAAGAGCUGUGGCAGUUAUUUCACAAGUAUCGUUGGCCGCAAAUCGAAGAAAACACAAAAAAGAGAAAAACCCCAAAACCAAAAGCAGCAGCACCAGCAGCAGCAGCAGCAGCAGCACCAGCACCAGCAGCAGCAGCAGCAGGAGCAGCAGGAGCAGCAGCAGGAGCAGCAGCAAAGACUGCUGCACCGCCACCAGGUGCUGCUGCUGCAGCAGCAGGCAAAGCAGCAGCACCACCUGCAGCAGCAGCAGCAGCAGGAAAAGCACCGCCGCCUGCAGCAGCAGCAGGAGCAGCAGGCAAAGCACCACCGCCUGCUGCAGCAGCAAAAGCAGCACCACCUGCAGCAGCAGCAGCAGGCAAAGCACCACCACCUGCAGCAGCAACAAAAGCACCACCACCUGCUGCAGCAGCAGCAGCAAAAGCAGCACCACCUGCUGCAGCAGGUAAAGCACCACCACCUGCUGCAGCAGCAAAAGCAGCACCACCUGCUGCAGCAGCAAAAGCAGCACCACCGCCUGCAGCAGCAACAAAAGCAGCACCACCUGCUGCAGCAGCAGCAGCAACAAAAGCAGCACCACCUGCUGCAGCAGCAGCAGCAGCACCAAAAGCAGCACCACCUGCUGCAGCAGCAGGCAAAGCACCACCGCCUGCUGCAGCAAAAAAGAAACUGCCUCCCCCCAAGAAGGCCUAAAUAG
Eimeria mitis is the source of this 696-nucleotide messenger RNA. RefSeq lists its product as uncharacterized. The record is from RefSeq and is a predicted model, not a curated record. The transcript is spliced from 2 exons. Lineage: Eukaryota; Apicomplexa; Conoidasida; Eucoccidiorida; Eimeriidae. The coding region runs from base 1 to 696 and encodes 231 amino acids.